This is a messenger RNA of Ananas comosus (pineapple), 2437 nucleotides long. Its product is annotated as pentatricopeptide repeat-containing protein At5g46100. The record is from RefSeq and is a predicted model, not a curated record. Lineage: Eukaryota; Viridiplantae; Streptophyta; Magnoliopsida; Poales; Bromeliaceae. The coding region runs from base 1 to 1143 and encodes 380 amino acids. The transcript has 2 exons. Gene Ontology annotation, molecular function: protein binding.
AUGCCGACGAUGCCCACCAUUCGCUGGAGCGAUCCCCCGAGCCCGGCGCAGCUCCACCGCCUCGUCCGCGCCGCCCCCCGCCCCCUCCGCUCCCCGCGCGCCUACACCGCCGCCCUCGCCGCGCUCGUCGCCCACCGCCGCCUCCCCCUCGCCCGCGCCCUCCUCGCCGAGAUGCGCGCCGAGGGCGUCCCCCCCACCCCCGCCACCCGCAACGUCCUCAUCGGCGCCCUCUGCUCCCACGGCGCCCUCGACGCCGCCCUCCGCGCGCUCCGCCGCGCCCCCGCCCCCGACGCGUGCUCCUACGGCACCCUCAUCGCCGGCCUCUGCCGCCACGGCCGCGUCGCCGAGGCGCGCGCGCUCUUCCGCGAGAUGCGCGGGAGCGGCGUCGCCCCCACCGUCGUCACCUACACCACCCUCCUCCACUGGCUCGGCCGCUCCGGCUCUCUCGACGACGCUCUCGACCUGUUCGACGAAAUGCGCCAGAGAGGCGUUGCGCCGAAUGUCAUCACGUACAGCUCUCUGAUCGACGCACUCUGCAAAGGCGGCCGGUCGGCGAAGGUGAUGGAGCUUCUUGAUCAAAUGGUCAAGGAGCGGUGCCUGCCGAACGCGAUCACGUAUAGCUCGGUCGUCGACGGGCUUUGCAAGGAAGGGAGGCUGGGAGAGGCCACAGAUGUUUUCGAUAGGAUGAGGCUGCAGGGGAAGAAACCGGACGCCGGGUUGUAUGGCAAGCUCAUCGCAGGGUUGUGCGAUUCCGGUCGGGCUAAGGAAGGCGCGAAUUACCUGGAUGAGAUGACACUGAGCGGGGUUUCGCCGAACAGAGUGACUUGGAGCCUGCAUGUGAGAAUCAACAACACGGUGGUGGCGGGGUUGUGCGUGAAAAAUGAGCUGGGUCGGGCUUUUCAGGUGUACCAGAGCAUGCGGACUCGAGGAAUUUCGAUCGAGCCAAAGACUUUCCAUCUUCUCGUGGUGUGUUUUUGCAAUAAAAGCGAUGUAGACAAAGCCGCUCGCGUUGUAUGUGAAAUGCUCGGCGAGAGGUGUAUUCCUGAUAUAGAGACAUGGAGUUUUAUUGUCCGUCGAUUCUGUGGCCGGAGAAAGGCGAGGGAAGCGGCUGACGAUAUUUGGAAUCAGUUGCUCGCUAUUUGAGUGAUGAUUAUUUAACUGUGCGGUUCACAAUUUGAUACCGUGGAUGAAUAUCGGUAUAUAUGGUUGCAAAAGGCCAGGACAGUGCUUCAACCUGAAAGAACAAGAAAUUCAUGUUAGAUCAGUUAAGGUUCGAGAGAUGGUUAUUUCACUCCUGCGGACAUCUAUCUGUAUGAACCCUUCGUAGUGUUCUCUGCUGAUUUUGGCAUCUAGAAAGGUUGCUUCUGCUGCUGUGCUGCUGCUUCUUGAUUUUGACCACAUUUUAUCUGCGUUGGUGAUGCAGAAAUGUUUUAUCUGAUAUUUCUGAGUUGGAUAUAGGGCCAGUUUGGUAUCGCGAACCUGCGGGAUGCGGCACAUUGUGAUGGGCCAGAAAAGGCCUUUAGCUGAAGCAUCUGGGGAGAUAUUUCCCUGAAGCCAGGAGAUACUGCAAUAACAAUCCCAUAACAACGCUCCUGCGUUAGUCGGAAGUCGGAACAGCAGAAGAGAAUUUUGCCAAACUCCUCUGCGCCCAGCAAGCAGGCUACGCGCCACAAUGCGUGACAUACGCAUUCCAUGACUAGCCCAUAGAGGGGUGAUGGAACUGAGUUUCUUAGGUGGCUGCCGAGGAAGAUGAACUGAGAUUGAAAAUCCUUAUCAAACACAUUUGCAGAGGGGUUUUGCUUUCGUGUUUGAAGAAGCCGCUCGAGAAGAACUUCUUGCCAAUUCGGCAACAAAAGAGAAAGAAAAGCACACGGAUGUGCUCUCGGUUUCUUCGAGCCUCUUGCCAUGGUGAUCUCUUUACUCCUUUAUCUACAGCUCGGACUCAAAAGUGGUGAUGAUUCAGGUGGGGCUUAGCCAAUUUUUUCCGUGAAAACUCAUGCAAAGCUCAACUAUCCAAGUAUAAGCAUACGCAGAAAAGGUUUCGGUUUCCUACAAUGUUAGAUGAUCAGUUAUUGGAUCGGCGUUCUGAGAAUGCAGAGUCGCUUCGAACUUACCAAAUAACCGCACAUAACGAGCUAAAUUUCUGCUUUGUCUAUUGCGAAAGGUUCAUGUGCGGUGAUCAGAAGCUAAAAUUUUCCUUCCCUGUCGACGGAGAACGUUCCUAAUUCCACGAGAUUCGAGUACCUCGCCUCGACUGUGGAGGUAGCCUUUUCGUGCACUAUUCGCACAUCAAAGUACAUUACUCCAUCUCCUUUGUGGUCUCUAUAUAUACAUGGUCAUAUCAGUUACAUGUGCAUUAUAUGGUUACUUGUAAACGUACUUUCGCAGUUUUAAGCAGGUAUUUUUCAAGUUGAAAAAUUAUUAUUGACUGAUCUAA